Mobula hypostoma (lesser devil ray) is the source of this 5922-nucleotide messenger RNA. Its product is annotated as neurocalcin-delta-like. The record is from RefSeq and is a predicted model, not a curated record. Gene Ontology annotation, molecular function: calcium ion binding. Lineage: Eukaryota; Metazoa; Chordata; Chondrichthyes; Myliobatiformes; Myliobatidae. The transcript has 6 exons. The coding region runs from base 396 to 977 and encodes 193 amino acids.
UUCGUCGCCGCACUCCGGGACAAAAGCAAACGGGACCCGGAUAGGUGUUCGAGUGUGCAAGAGAGUGUGCAAGGAGACCACCGUUGUGAAGCUGGCCGGCGGCGUGGUUGCGAAUCGGCUGCAGGAAGGUGUUUCCACUGUUAUGAAAAAAAUCAGCGCGCGAUAAAAGGCAGUGCGCGCCCCGAGCAGCCGCUGUCCCCCGGAUUUGGAACGGCAUUGCCUUAACACAUUGCAUUGAGCAGCUGUUAGCAAGGAAGGAGGGACGGAUCUUACUGGGAAUCACCACCAUGAUCCAUCUUAACGUCUAAAAUCAACGGCUAAACAGUCAAUGAAACUCGGUCUCGGUGCAGAAAAGUAGGACACGAAACAUCUAGACCUGAGGAGACAAGACAAAGAUGGGGAAACACAACAGCAAACUGCGUCCUGAGGUGCUGCAGGACUUGCGGGAGAACACAGAGUUCACAGAGAACGAGAUCCAGGAAUGGUACAAGGGGUUUGUGAAGGAUUGCCCCAGUGGCUACCUGACCAUAGACGAGUUCAAGAAACUUUACGGCAACUUCUUCCCUUAUGGUGAUGCCUCGCGGUUUGCAGAGCACGUCUUCCGUACCUUCGAUGCCAAUGGGGACGGCACGAUAGACUUCCGCGAGUUCAUCAUUGCGCUGAGCGUCACCUCCCGAGGAGGUCUGGAGCAGAAGCUGAAGUGGGCCUUUAACAUGUACGAUGUCGAUGGGAAUGGCUACAUCAGCAAGGCAGAAAUGCUGGAAAUCGUUCAGGCAAUCUACAAGAUGGUGUCUUCGGUGAUGAAGUUGUCAGAUGAUGAAGCUACGCCAGAGAAAAGAACAGAGAAGAUCUUCCGACAGAUGGAUACCAAUGCAGACGGAAGACUCUCUCUAGAAGAGUUCAUUAACGGUGCGAAGAAAGAUCCAUCUAUCGUCCGCCUCUUGCAGUGUGACCCCAGCACGGCGGGCCAGUUCUGAAGGAUUGUCCAGGGGGCAAAUGCUGUUCCUCUGCAUCAUUUCUUUCUGUGCCAGCCCACAGCGGGCUGGUGUGACAGACUAAGACCAGUCAAACGAAAGCCUGGUCAAAACUGAGCAACCUUCAACCUUCCAAUGAAGAUAACUGCAUGCAACAGAUCUGCAUCUUACAGUAUAUGAUGAUACACAAGUCAAUGUGCCAAGAUAAGGGAACCCUGCUGUCCAGCUGAGCGAAAACGCCUCAUCUUUACUUGUGCCCCUUUCCGUUGUGGAUAUAGCUUUUAGUAGAUAAUAGUAUUUUUUUUUAUUUUAAAUUAAUAGCUCAGAGUUUCAGUUUAUACUUGACAUAAGGAAGAGUGAAGAGCAAAAAUUGAUGGAUUAAUAUUUACUCUCAUGCGCCUGGCACAGACAAGGUUUUACCCAUUUCUAUUGCUUCUAGAUGCAAGUAUCAACCGUCCUCUUCCACUCACCCUCUCCAAGUUCAGCAAACCCAUUAACUGUGAAUUUCAGUGAUUCAAUGAAAAAAGUUUUCAAGGCAUUUGGAGACAAGGCAUUAUAUUCUUAUUACUACCCAUUGUGCCACUGGCAUUUAGGGAAGCACUGAAGGCCCUUUAUUUCUGUCUGUCCAUACUGUCACACACAGAUGUAGAAGGAUUCUUCUUUGCUGUUUCCAUAACAAUUUUUUUUUUAACCAGUCAGGGUUGUUAGCCCUGAGUUGAACCUCUGAACCCGGAGGACCGGUGGACUACUCUUAGUCUGGCCUCUACCCUUUGACCUGUUUGGCAUGGGUGACCCUACCAAGAACCAAAGCAUAACGCCCUGACUCCAGUCAACAUAGCUCUCCAGGUCAUUGAGAAGCAAGCCUCCAAACCCUGUGACAAGGCUGUGGUCCUCUUGAAGGUAUUAAAUCAAUAGUGAGGAAUUAUUUCCCCUGGACUAGGGGGCAAAAGUAAAGCCAGGCCUUUUAACAAUGAAGAAACUCUUCUAUGCAAAGUGUGGGGGGAAAUUUGCAACUCUCCUACAAACAGCAGUAAAUGCCAUGUGAAAUUGUUAGAUUUUAAAUUUUAGGUAAGUUAACUGGAUGUAUUAAAGGAUGUAGAAAAAGGCAGUUUUGAUUAUAUUAGAUUUAUUUAUUACAUGUACAUCGAAACAUACAGCGAAAUGUGUCAUUUGGAUUAACAACUUAGGAUGGGCUGAGGACAGCCAGCAAGAGUUGCCACACAUUCCAGAGCCAACAUAACGUAUCCAACAUGUUCAGCAGAACAACACGCAGCCAACAUACAACAAAACAAUAGCCAAUCACAUUUACUCACAUGCACACACACAGAGUCACAGAUUAGUCCCGGUCACAUCAAGUUAUAGAACAACAUAGAAGGGUUGAAUAGCCUGCAAUCUCCUGUCUCGCUUCCCCCUCCCCAGUCAAUUCAUGCGAUUACAGAUGAUGUUUGGAAAACCAAGAGAAACAUGAUGCAGCCUCCAUUAUAUCCCUUCCUUGUCUUAUACUACGUGUAGGAACAUAGGUCAUUGAAUAUUACAGCACAGUCCAGGCCCUUCAGUCCACAAGGUUGUGCUGAGCUUCUACCCUACUCUAAAAUCAAUCUAAUCCAGGGUGCCACACCCACGUAGCAGUUAGAGCAACACUAUUGCAGCUCGGAGCAACGGAGUUCACAGUUCAGGCCAGCAUUCUGUGUACACCCUCCUGGAACACGUUGGUUUUCUCCGGGUGCGCCCAUGUCCUCCCGCAGUCCAAAGAACUACUAGGUCGGUUAAUUGGUCAUUGUAAAUUGGCCUGUGAUUAGGUUAGGAUUAAAUCAGGGUUGUCAAGGGUGGCUCGAAGGCCCAGCAGGGCCUAUUCUCCACUGUAUUUCAAACAAAUAAAUAAACCCUUCCCUCCCACAAAUCCUCCACUUUUCAAUCAUUUAUGUGCCUAUCUAAGAAUUUAUUAAAUAUCCCUAAUGUAUUUGCCUUGACCACCACCGCUAGUGUUGUGUCCCACACACCCACCACUCCCUGUGUAAAAAAAAUGGGCAGUUCUAACUUCCAAUCCACAUAGAUUUAUCAGCAUUGCCAACAAGCCCUCUACGGCUGCUGGCCAAAUUAUCAAGCAACACUAUCAGAAAAUGACGCCGACCACUUGUAGUCUUUUCUCCCUUUGCCUUGGCUUUAAUGUCCAUUGCCCAAGGCAACUUCUAGUGAAGCCAUCAUGCCUUUCCACGGUGGAAUAUUCAAUGUCCUUUCAGGAUUUCAUCUGUAGCCACACAGUGAGUGAGGGAAGGGACAUUACAGAGUAAUUGUGGUAUUAAAAAGGACAGAUUUACAAAUGUGGUAUUAAAAAGGACAGAUUUACAAUUGUGGUAUUAAAAAGGACAAAUUUACUUCCUGCACCAAGGUGCCCCAUUACAAGAGAAGCUGGAACUCCCCAAGUGAUUUAAAAUGCCAUUCCAAAUCUCAGUCUCAAUGGUUUACCAACAUUUAAUGUGUCUGAAUAAAGACUCCAGUGUGUGACCCUAAGACACAAGAGCAGAACAGGCUAGUCAACCCAUCGAGUUCGCUCUGCCAUUCCAUCAUGGCUGAUUCAAUUUCCUCUCAACCCCAUUCUCCUGCCUUCUACCCGUAACCUGUGACGUCCUGACACAUCAAGAACCGAUCAGCCUCUGCUUUAAAUAUACUCAAUUUCAGCCCUUCAGCUGUCUGUGGCAAUGAAUUCCACAGAUUCGCUCCCCCUUGCUUAAAGAAAUCAGAAUCAGGUCUAUAAUCACCGGCACGUGAUGUGAAAUUUGUUAACUUAGCAGCAGUAGUUCAAUGCAAUACAUAAUCUAGCAGAGAAAAAAUAAUAAUAAUAAACAAUUAACAAGUAAUAAACAAGUAAAUCAAUUACGUAUAUUGAAUAGAUUUUUUUAAACAUGCAAAAACAGAAAUACUGUAUAUUAAAAAGUUGAAAUUCCUCAUCUCUGUUCUAAAGCGACAUCAUUCUAUUCUGAGGCUGUACCCACUGGUCCUAGACUCCCCCGCUAUAGUAAUCAUCCUCCCCAUGUUCAUUCUAUCUAGCCCUUCCAAUAUUCGAUAGGUUUCAAUGAGGAACCCACCCUGCUCAUUCUUCUGAACUCCAGUGAAUAAAGGCCCAGAGCCAUCAAAUAGGCCUGAAAUGAUGGCUGUUUUCACCCUCAAAUCCUCCAGAGUGUUCCCUCAUAACAACAGAAAUCUGGAUGCAAAAGUCAGCCUUCUCCAAUUCACGAUAAGUACAGUGUUGUCCCAUGACUUUGUAUCUAUAGCUGUCUCAGACCCAUUGUCCUGUCAAUUAAUGAAGUGCCAUUGCUGGAAAUCUAAAACAAAGAUACUCAAAGUUCAAAGUAAAUUUAUUAUCAAACUACAUGUAUGUCACCAUGUACAACCCUGAGAUUUGUUGUCUUGCAGACAUUCACUGUAAAUACAAGAAGCACAAUAGAAUCAAUGAAAGACCACACCCAACAGGACAGACAACCGACCAGUGUGCAAAAGACAACAAACUGCAAAUACAAAAAGAAAAAAAUAAAUAAUAAUCAAUAAAUAUUGAGAACAUGAGAUGAAAAGUCCCUGAAAAUGAGUCCAUAGAUUAUAGGAACAGUUCAGUGAUGGUGUGAGUGAAGUUAACCCCUCUGGUUCAGGAACCGAUGGUUGAGGGGUAACAACUGUUCCUGAAUUUGAUGGUGUGGCUCUUGAAGUUUCUGUACCUUCUUCCUGGUGGCAGCAGUGAAAAGAGAGUAUGGCUGAGUAGUGGGAGUCCUAGACGAUGAAUGCAGCUUUCCUAGAACAACGCUCCUUGAAGAUGUGCGCAGUGAUGGGGAGGGCUUUGCCCGUGAUGGACUGGGCUGUAUCCACUACAUUUUGUGGUCUUUCAUUCAAGAGCAUUGGUGUUUCCAUACCAGGCCAUGAUGUAAUCAGUCAGUAUACUCUCCACCGCACAUCUGUAGAAGUUUUUCAAAGUUUUAGAUAACAUGAAGAAUCUUUGCAGACUUCAAAGAAAGUAGUCAGAGUUAACAUUUCAACUCAGGGAUGAAGGAUCUCGGCCUGAAACGUAAACUGUUUAUUCCUCUCCAUAGAUGCUGCCUGAUCUGCUGAGUUCCUCCAGCAUUUUGUUUCUGUGUGUGUGUGUGUGUGUUGCUCUGGAUUUCCAGCAUCUGCAGAAUCUCUUGUUUUACUCUUUGUCAAAGCUAGUUGUUAUUGGUUGUCCGAAAUAUGAAACGAAGCAAAAUGGUUAUAAAAUUGGAUAAUCCCUGGCUCUCCAUCAAGAAGUCUGGUGUUUUAGCACCUAAUAAAUAAACAGUCAACGUUUCAAGCCAAGAUCAGGUUUAUUCUCCUCAAUAGACUUAUUAAUUUCCUCAUUGUGUGCGUUACUCUGAACCUCUGGAAUCUGCAGAAUCUCUUGUGUCAUUGUUUAUGCUGCCAGACACCGCCUAGCCAAAUCCUAAACCACGUGGCCGCAGAGUACCAUGAUAUACUCAUCUCCACAAUCCAACACUGAUAGCAAGUCUUAAGGCUGCUUUAGAAGGGGGUCCCAUCUAGAUCUGAUGUGCUUUGGAGGGGGGGGGGCAUCUAGAACUGAUCCAGUGUUUCUGAACUUACUUUGUUCAACUCUUUCCUUCGAAUAAAAGGUGCUUCUGUGAUGAUUCUAUUGAAGAAUUCUUUGUCUUUCUGAUUUAUUGUGGAUAAAACCUCAGGUUUAUUUAUGAAGGGAAAAGUACCAAUCAGCUUGUUUAAAGUUGAGCAGCACUUAUUAACUUGUAAACUAUUCUUUUCAGUACUUACAUGAGGUGUGUGCUGUUUCCUCCAUUCUCAGGCUGGUACCAAGUAACUGAUGGGAUUCAGUGUUCCCCUUAAGGUCCAAAAGGGAACAUUAAUGUUUACAUUUGCCUUCAUCUAACUAAAAAUUAAAGCAGUACAAUUCACCCAAUCAUUUGUGUCUUUGGAU